GACGGCCACGGGACGCCCAGUUCGGCUGUGCUCUUAUUUAUAAUCUGUUUGGUCCUCUUUCUCUUACAUACUCUGUGCCGUGUGCAGUUCAUUUGGAUGAGCUGUCAGUCUGUCAAUGUAAUAAAGUAAAAAUUUGAAGAAUUACGGAAAUUAUUAAUAUAAAAUCUUAUAGAAAUGAAUGACAACGAAAAAGAAGAGGCUGCUAAUCUGAAAGAAGAAUUUGAAUGGGUGCUACGUGAAGAAGUACACUCUAUAUUACAUCAGCUCCAUUCAGUAUUAGUCGAAUGUGCUCACAGGUUUCCUGUGCCUUUAUAUGGGAAUGAAGGACAAAAGCAAGAUAAAUUCAUUCUUACUUCACAACCGGAGCAGCUUAAAUGUAUUGUCACCUUAACUGGUGAUAGCAUUAGUCAUGCAGAUAUCAGUUUUAAAGUUUUAAGGCAAAUGCAUUCUAUAUGUCGCACUUCAAUCAACCAAGAUGGGCCCUGGAAGCUACAACAGAUACAAGAUGCAGCAAACCAUUUGCAGCAGGCUAUAGGUUACAUUGACAAUGUUGAUAAACACUACGUGUUCAGGUCUUCAGAGGAGGUCUUACAUAUUAUACAAUGCCUUCUUGGUUCCCUACAGAGGGCUAGGACUGCCUUAGUUUUACCUAAGAAGAAAACGAUAGAUGAGCUUAUGAAGAGUAGAAAUAUGAAAGCAUUAUCCCCGAAUCUGCCUGAAGAUUUAGCAAUAUCAUUCUACAUACAGUCCCAUAAGCUGAUAUUUGUAGCGUACCAGUUGAGUUCUGUACAUGGUACAAUGCGUAUAGACUCGUGUCAGGCGGAUUGUGCUGUGCCCUGGUUGAGCGAUGUUCUGUUUAUGUUAACGGCAGCAUUACAUAUGUGUCAACAGCUAAAAGAUAAGUUAUGCGUAUUCUCUCAAUACAAAGAUUUUACUGUUGGUUCAAGAUCUGCUUCAAUGGUGUUCAAUUGAGAUAUAACCCUAGAAAUUCGCUGCAUUGAAGUUUCAACAUAUUGUCAUCCCUUACAUUAUCUUUGACAAAAUAGAGACGACAAUAUGUAUUAACUUUGCAGUCGAGAUCUUGUAGAAUCAAGCUAGCCGCUUAACACGUCCAACAAUCUUCAGUUAUAUUUAUUGCAUUUAUAAUUAAUAUAUAACACAAUAUGUUAAUAUUACAACCUUCACGAAUAUAACAAUGAGUGGUAUUCACAAUGAAAACAUGCGUUUAUAAUAUACAAUAGAAUCAUAGAAAUAUUUUGCAUUUCAAAUACGAAAUAACUUGGCAAUAAAUUUAUUAUUUUUAAAUGUUAAAUAAUAGAAAAAGAAAAAAAAGAGACUUUAUCAUUAACUUACUAACUAGAGUGUCUUGACAGGCGGACGGCUGGCAAAGUGAUCCUAUAAUGGUUCCGUUCUUUUCUUUUCUAAGUACGGAACCCUAAUAACGUCUAAAACACUCCGUAUAUUCGUCCGGUGUUGGUACUGACUAGUUUCGAGCACAUGGAGGCCCUUAAGGGUGAUGUGUCGGUGUAUCCACCAGGCGAACAUGCUUUAGUGUUGCAGCCCUUUUUAUAUAUGUUUUGAUUUUUUUUAGGAUUCCGUAUCUCAUAGGAAAAAAAACGGAACCCUUAUUCACUUUGUUGUCCGUCUGUCAAGACCCUUUUUUAUGUUAUGUCCGCACUUUCAUUGUGAUAAAACUCAUUAAAUUAUAAAUCCUAAUUGGUUAAUAAAAUUAAAUAUAUAACUAAACAUAUAUAUCUCUAUUAAUACAUAGUUAUGGUGUCCAUUGUUGAUAUUCUUGUUGAGUAUGUUGUAAUAUAUAGAGACAAUGUAUUAUAUAAACACUUAGUUUAAGAGAACAUAUGUAUUGAUUGAUAUAUAAGAUAAUUUAUAGCAUAUAAUACACUUUUAUUUAUAUCUUUUAGGUUUAGUCUGUCUAAACUCCUUUUAGUGAUAAACUUUAUAUUUCUGGUGCUUUCAAAGAGCUUUGUGCUAUUUAUAUUUAUUUUAUGUUAUCUUACGGUGUUUCUAUUAAGUUAUUUAUUUUAAAAUUUUCGAACGAUACAUGUAACAUGACUUAACUGAUUAUAUACAAAUGCUUGACCAAAUUACGUUAUGAUUAAAAAAAAGUAAUUGUCUAUUUCGUUUAUUUGUG
This is a messenger RNA of Papilio xuthus (Asian swallowtail), 2152 nucleotides long. RefSeq names its product rogdi atypical leucine zipper (gene rogdi). The record is from RefSeq and is a predicted model, not a curated record. The transcript is spliced from 7 exons. The coding region runs from base 175 to 972 and encodes 265 amino acids. Gene Ontology annotation, cellular component: RAVE complex. NCBI's taxonomy places the organism in Eukaryota, Metazoa, Arthropoda, Insecta, Lepidoptera, Papilionidae.